CACGUUGUUCAAAUCUAUAUUCUCGCACAGCGCUACUGUCCUUCGUAUGGCAGAAUCCAGGAAACGCUCAGCUGCGUUCCUUUCUGCUUCUCGUCAUUGGUCUUCGAAAAAGUCAGAGCCUGAACUGAAAAAUACUGAGGAUACUGACAAUGAUGAUGUAGUAAUUACAAAAGUAGUCCCAUUGACCCAGUCAGACAAUUCAACUCCAAUAAACAAGAAACAAAAGCUAGCUACGAGUAUACGAAAAGCGUCUCCUAUCAAAUUGCUUCUGAAUCCAAGCUACGAUGACGAAGUCGAAGCUAUCGUAAAUAAAGACACGAUCCUGAUCGAAGACUUACUAGGUGCUUCAGACCUAGACGAGACCUUUCAGUUCAAUUUCACUGUAGAUUUGCCAAUGUUCUUGAGAUAUUUAAAUCCGAAAUUCCAGAGGAAUGGGAAGAAAAUUACCUUUGUCACUGGUUCAGUUCUUCUUGAUCCAUCUGAUCCUGAUACUCUGAUCUUCAAGAACCAGUUCAAUAUCAGCGAAGUCACAGCUGCGAUUCCCAAUCGGUUCGGAACUCAUCAUACCAAAAUGAUGGUCAACUUCUUUGAGGAUAAGAGCUGUGAAAUUGUCAUUAUGUCUUUCAACUUGAACAAAAUCGAUGUGGUGGGACUUACUCAAACGCUUUGGAGAUCUGGUAGAUUGCAGUUGGAAACCGAAGAUUCGGUGAAAUUGGAGCGUGGUGAAAAUUUCAAACGUGACUUUAUGAACUACUUGAAGAAAUACAAUAGUCCCGUAGUCACUAGUUUGGCUGACAGACUUCAAUCGUAUGACUUUCACUCUAUCGAUGUAGAGCUUCUUGCUUCAGCACCAGGUAAAUACGAAAUCACAAAUCUAACUGAUAAAGAUGAAGUUUAUGGCUACGGAAAGUUAUACCAGAUAUUGAAGAGAAAUAAUUUGCUAGUGGAUAACACGAAGGGAGACAAGUUGUAUAACUUCCUUUCACAGGUGACUUCUAUUUCAUAUCCUUUCAAUGUCCGCGGAAGCCAAACUGCCUCUGUCUUCAGCCAUCUUCUUGCUCCCUUAGUCUUUUCUGGAGGCUCGAAUGGUUUCAAGAUUCUACUUCCAGGAUCGGAUAGUACAUCCAAACACCAAAAAGACAACUACUAUUUACCCCACAUGGUGUAUCCUACAGUAAAGGAAAUAGCAAAUAACAAUGUAGGAUUUGGAGCAGGACAAGCAGUGCACAUGAAACAUACAAAGUCUGAUACUCACAGAUACCAAUACCAACAGAAUAUCCGGCCGUACUUGAGAAAGUGGAAUUCGUCCGGUUCAGACAUAGUCACGGGGAGAGAACUGGUAGUUCCACAUUGUAAAUACUUCAUGUGCGACAACGGUGAUAACUUUUCAUCCUUGAAGUGGGCAUUGGUUGGAAGUCACAACUUGUCUAAACAGGCCUGGGGAUCACCAGUUCCCAAAUCUACGAAUCCAAAUAAGUACGAAAUCUCAAGCUUCGAGUUGGGAGUGGUAGUAUUUCCUAAAGAAGGCGAGAAAUUGGUACCUGCUUAUGGAGAAGACACAGUGAAUGACGAUAAAGCUAUUCCAUUAAGGAUGCCCUUCAGUCUUCCUCCGACGAAGUACACCGCCCAAGAUGAGCCAUGGAGUGAAUGGGUCAGCUACGGCGAAUUAAAGGACAAAUUUGGACAAACCUACAACUUGAGCAAGUAGCAAGACUAUAUAUACAUAAUAAAUACACUAAUGU
Molecule: messenger RNA, 1742 nt
Organism: Scheffersomyces stipitis CBS 6054
Lineage: Eukaryota; Fungi; Ascomycota; Pichiomycetes; Serinales; Debaryomycetaceae
Product: putative tyrosyl-DNA phosphodiesterase
Exons: 1
Coding region: 47-1708 (553 amino acids)
Biological process (GO): double-strand break repair; single strand break repair
Cellular component (GO): nucleus
Molecular function (GO): 3'-tyrosyl-DNA phosphodiesterase activity; double-stranded DNA binding; single-stranded DNA binding
Source: RefSeq, a predicted model, not a curated record